AACUCUGAGCAAAUGACUCGUUUUGCUGAAAAAGUCGCUAUUAUCACUGGUUCUUCCAAUGGAAUUGGUCGAGCAACUGCUGUUCUCUUUGCACGAGAAGGAGCCAAAGUAACUAUCACAGGACGUCAUGCAGAAAGACUUGAAGAAACUAGACAACAGAUUUUGGCAGCUGGAGUUUCCGAGCAAAAUGUGAAUUCAGUUGUUGCUGAUGUUACUACUGAUGCUGGUCAAGAUGAGAUUCUCAGCACAACUUUGGGAAAAUUCGGAAAACUUGACAUUUUGGUUAACAAUGCUGGUGCCGCGAUCCCAGACUCCCAAAGUAAAACUGGAACUGCUCAAAGUAUUGAAAGCUACGAUGCUACUUUGAAUCUUAAUUUGAGAAGUGUGAUUGCACUGACAAAGAAGGCUGUUCCACAUUUGUCUUCUACCAAGGGAGAAAUUGUCAAUAUUUCUAGCAUUGCUUCUGGACUUCAUGCUACACCAGACUUCCCAUAUUACUCAAUUGCAAAAGCAGCCAUUGAUCAAUAUACUCGUAAUACAGCAAUUGAUCUUAUUCAACACGGGAUUCGUGUUAACUCAAUUAGUCCAGGACUCGUUGCAACUGGAUUUGGUUCAGCAAUGGGAAUGCCAGAAGAAACAUCAAAGAAAUUCUAUUCGACCAUGGCUACGAUGAAGGAAUGUGUCCCAGCAGGAGUAAUGGGACAACCACAGGAUAUUGCUGAAGUCAUUGCUUUUUUGGCCGAUAGGAAGACAUCAUCAUACAUCAUUGGACAUCAACUUGUAGUUGAUGGUGGAAGUUCUCUUAUUAUGGGACUUCAUUGCCAAGACUUUGCAAAACUUUUACAUUAAUUGUUUCAGUUAUCUGUUGUUUUAUUAAUCAAUAAACUAGCUUUU
This is a messenger RNA of Caenorhabditis elegans, 894 nucleotides long. RefSeq names its product DeHydrogenases, Short chain. The transcript has 4 exons. The record is from RefSeq and is marked reviewed. Lineage: Eukaryota; Metazoa; Nematoda; Chromadorea; Rhabditida; Rhabditidae. The coding region runs from base 13 to 849 and encodes 278 amino acids.